CAUCAAUCAUCAUCAUGGCCAAUCCCUUUCUCAUGGACGACGACCUGGAUGGCGGCGAUAUGGCUGCCAAUCCCUUUCUCAUGCAAUCCGAACCCGAUGAUUCCAGCACAGAUAAUCCCUUUGGUUCAGCUGCCGGAGCUUCUGCAGCUGGCGCCUCGAAUCCCUUUGCCUUUGGUGGCGAUGAUCUUGACCAGGAGGCGGAACCCGAAGCCGCGGAAGCGGAGGCAGCACCACUCAAUGACCUCGAUCCGGCAAUGAGUUUCUUUGGCACCACCAUCGAGGCAGAAGAUGAUGCUCUUAGCCUGAAAUCCGCAGCCGGAGAGGAAGAUCCUACCCAAAACCAAGCUCAUUCACACCCGCCACCACCGCCGCGUCCACAGGCGCCGCCCCAGAGUACCCAGGAUCUAAUUAGCACGGUUUCCAGUCAACUGGAGGAGACCAGCUCAGAGCUGCUGGGACGAAUACCAGCCACACGUUCACCCAGUCCCGUCUCCAUGCGGGAUUUACAUUCGCCCAGCCCCACACCGGACUCUGGCCUGGCAGAUCUACUCGAUGUCUCCAUGGAUAGUGGCUCCAGUGCCCAGGGUGGCGGUGUUGUUGAAACCGAUCUAAUGGGUGGCAAUGCCAAUGGCAUUGUGACACCCCUGGACAACCCAUUUGCGGUGCCAACGGCUUUGCCCAAUAUUCAGGCAGCAACACCAAUGCCAGCAUCGCCAGUGAAGCAACCACCACGUCCGCCACCGCCACGGCCAGCACCGCCACGUCCCUCGCCACCGGGACAACAGGCGGCACCACAACGACCACCGCCACCACAUCCAGUGGCACCAGCACCCGCUCCUGCUCCCGCUGCCGCUGCCGAAGCAGAUGAUCUGCUGGACAUGUUUGGCACCACGAGCAGCAAGCCGGCCAAGCCACCGCCACCCAAAACAAAGGAGGAUAUACUCAGUCUCUUUGAGCAGCCAGCGGCACCGCCGGCCCCAAAGCCGGAUCUACUGCAUGAUGAUCUGCCCGAGGUUAAAAUGUCGCCGGAAAAGGAACCAUCACAAGCGGCGGCCACAGAUGAAGCAAUCGAUGAGGAGAAUCCCGAUGGCACUGGUUCCAGGGAUGAACCCAUCUUCACUUCGCUGCUAACACGACCGGAUGAGAGCACCCACGACAUCACCUCACAACCGCAGGCGGCCACCGGAUUGGAGAGACAAGGAAAUCACAUGACAGCGCCACCGGAAACGGCCAGCAGACAGCGAGCACCAACGCCGGAUAUAGAGAUAACCACGGUGGAGGAUCUUCCACGAUCGGAUGAUGAGGAUGAGCCGGAGGUUAAGGCAGAACUAGUGUCGGAGCCAGAACCAGAGACAGAGCCCGAGCCGGAGAUUAUAGCUGAACCGGAAGUGGCUGCUUUCGAACCGGAAGCGGAAGUGGUAUCGGAAAUCCAACCGGAACCCGAGCAAAUGGACACAGGACUGGAUUUCCCCAUGGCCAGCGGUCAACUAUCCGCCAAUCCCUUUGCCAGUCCCGAGGAGGAAGAGGAGCCCGCAUUCGCACCAGUCCCUGCGGUUGUGGGUAAUAUAUUCUCGGUGGAUCCGGAACCGGAAAUGGAGCCGGUGGCCGAUGUGGAGCCACCGCCAGUGGCGGCCUCGUAUGCGAGCAACAUUUUUGCCGUGGAACCGCAGCCUGCCGAUGAGUUCGAUGCCUUCUCGGCCAAGUUUGAUUCGGUGAAGAAGGACAAUAUCAGUAUCCUGGAUGGUUUUGGCGGAUCGGGAGCCAUAACGCCCACGGGCGGAGAUGCUUGGGGCGACAGUGCCUUUGGCUCGGCUCCCAUCUCGGCCAGCGCCUUUGGUGAUGCUGGCACCUCGGCGGACGAUGGCUUCGGGAACGAGGACGAUGACUUCUAUGCCAUGCAGGCGCCUGCCCGUGCCGAUUCUGUGGAAUCGGUGGACAAGGAAUUCAGUGUGGUCAUACGACCCAAGGCCGAGGGUGCCGGUGGUGCGGCACCUCAACUGGCACCGCCACCAGUGCCACCGGCAAGGACUACAAUCACUGGCACAUCCUCCACAUCGCCACCGGGUUCGGCAACGGUGAAUCCCUUCGAGGAUGUUAGCGGUUUCCCAGCACCAGGUGGUCCCCCGCCAGGUGAGGGUUCGGUGACGAGCAUCAAACGCACCGACUCUCAGGAUACACCACAGACGCCGCUCUACGAUGAGGAUGUAUCCCAGCCGCUGGAGGAAUUCCCUCGCCUGCAUUACAUCGGUCCCGGCUGGGAAAUGCAAUUGCGUCAACCGAAUAAGAAGAAAAUCACCGGACAACGAUUCUGGAAGAAGAUCUUUGUCCGUUUGGUGGUGCAAAAUGAUGUGCCGGUGGUGCAAUUGCUCAAUCAGGCCGGUGACAAGCAACCCUUCCAGGAGCUGCCCCUGCAACCCUCCUAUUCCGUAUCAGAGAUUGGGGCCCAGCAAUACGAUCAAUUUGGGAAAAUCUUCACGAUGAAGCUGCAAUAUAUCUUCUACAAGGAACGACCUGGUGUGAGGCCCGGUCAGGUGACCAAAGCCGAAAGGAUUACCAAUAAGCUAACCAAAUUCGCACAAUAUGCCAUCGCUGGCGACUACGAGGGUGUCAAGGAGUUUGGCAGCGAUCUCAAGAAGCUCGGUCUGCCCGUGGAGCAUGCUCCACAAUCGUCGCAACUCUUCAAGAUCGGUUCCAUGACCUACGAGGAUAUGAAACAAUUCUCCGUAUGCAUAGAGGAGGCACUCUUCAAGCUACCCGCCUUGCGGGAACGAGCCUUGACCUACAAAAUGGAAGAGGUACAGGUGACGGCAGUGGAUGAGAUAACCGUGGAGCAGGAUAGUGAGGGAAAGAUCUUGAAACAAAUAGCACGAGUGCGUCUAUUCUUUUUGGCCUUCCUCACCGGCAUGCCGACCAUAGAGCUGGGCGUGAAUGAUAUGUGGCGACAGGGUAAGGAAGUAGUGGGUCGUCAUGAUAUUAUACCGGUGGCCACCGAGGAAUGGAUACGACUGGAGGCAGUGGAAUUUCACAGUGUUGUCAAUCAGCAGGAAUAUGAACGGACGCGCACUAUUAAAUUCCAACCGCCUGAUGCCAACUAUAUAGAACUGUUGCGCUUCCGCGUUCGUCCGCCCAAGAAUCGUGAACUUCCGCUCCAACUGAAGGCCACCUGGUGUGUAACUGGCAAUAAAGUUGAGCUACGUGCCGAUAUCCUUGUGCCUGGUUUCACCUCCCGGAAGCUGGGACAAAUACCCUGCGAAGAUGUCUCUGUGCGCUUUCCCAUACCCGAAUGUUGGAUCUAUCUGUUCCGUGUGGAGAAGCAUUUCAGAUAUGGUUCAGUAAAGUCAGCACAUCGGCGUACAGGGAAAAUCAAGGGCAUCGAACGUAUCCUUGGAGCUGUGGACACGCUGCAGGAGUCACUGAUCGAGGUGACCUCCGGUCAGGCCAAGUAUGAGCAUCAUCAUCGAGCCAUUGUCUGGCGAUGUCCACGUUUGCCCAAAGAGGGUCAGGGUGCUUAUACCACCCAUCAGCUGGUCUGCCGAAUGGCUCUUACCUCGUACGAUCAAAUACCCAGCGAAUUGGCGCCAUACGCAUUCGUGGAGUUCACUAUGCCCGCCACGCAGGUCUCGCAUACCACCGUGCGCUCCGUGAGUGUCCAGGAUUCGGAUGCCGAUGAGCCGCCAGAGAAAUAUGUCCGAUAUUUGGCACGGCACGAGUACAAGGUUGGCAUCGAGACCACGCACGGCGAGUCCACGAACGCGUACCUGGCGGCAACGCGUCCCAUUCGCGAGGAGACGACGACCAGUUCGGCCCAAAAGCCGACUGCCUCUCCAGUUCCGCCCAGCGAUUCGGAUACAGAUUCCAACUAAGCCAAAAGAAAGAAAAGAUAACCGGAAACCGGAAACUGGAAAAUCAAAUCCCCAAAAAACAGGCGAAAACCGAAUGGCAGGGCAACCCUAAGCGGCUUUCUGUAGAUAUUCCUCGUGCAUGGUUUACCCAAAAAAAGCAAAAAACAAAAAUCGUUCUUGUUAUAUACAUAUUAUAUAUACGCAUAGAUAUAUCUGGCCCCCCUUAAUAUUUACCUACCUAACUAUAUAUAUAUAUAUAUAUAUUAAUUUAUAUAUAUAUUUUCAUGUGCGUCUGCCGAUAUUUUCCCUCUAGCUUGUGCAGCGUGUUCAUCGCUUCAAAGUUAAGUAAAGAUUAGUUGACAAUAAUGUUAAGAGCAGCGGCUGAAGAUACGAUGAUGAACGAUGAACGAUAAACGAUACUGAUAACUGAUAAUCGAUCAAUGAAGAGGCUAAAUGAUGAUGAACACUGUGUAAAAAGCCAAAAAGGAGGUGGAGAGCUGAUGGGCGGCACACAAAACGUCAACUGGAGGAACUGGAUAUGUUAGCUAGAACAUCAUACAUAUUUAUAUAUAUACAUAUAUAUAUCCACUGAUCUGAACCCCUAAUCACAACAACACCUAAACUAGCCUAAAUUUAAACUGAACUAAACUGCGUUACUUGUAGCCAUACGAUCACGUUAAUGUUAAUCAAUAUCAGACCAGAAAUCGUACGUAAAGUCAACCCAUACAUAUGCAUAGGGAUAAUGGUUAUAAUCACACACUAAAACCAACACUAAACGAUAUAUAUAUACAUAUAUACUCUAUAUACGCCGAUGUAAUCUGAUCUGAGGUAGGGAUUAAGCCACAAGUGACAAGCAAUUUCGCCAUACAUACCCAUACAUCGUUCUUAACUACGUUUAAGUGAGCGGAAGCAGAAGAGUGUUGGUAAAUGCCCCCUUUAACGCCUACUCCCCUCCUCCUACACUCGGAAAAAAAACAAACGAAAGCUCAACACUGGAGGGCACACGCACACACACACAAACACACAUCUAGCCUGAGACAAGGAUGGAAACGAGCUGCCCAGCUUCACAUAGGGUUAACCAACACUGGACGUAACAGGAUAAGGUGCCCAGCUUCACAUGGGUCUAACCAACACUGACAACGCAAGCUGCCAGCUUUAACCAACACUGGAGGACAGGCACCUAAAUAGCAAAAAUUGCGAAUUGCGAACUGCGACUAUCCAUAGCCACAUCAGAUAUACACUUUAAGCUUUACGUAUACCAUUGAUUUAACAAUAAAUUUAAAGCUGAAACUUCAGAAAACUCCAGCGUGGGAAGAAAUGGAAAAAGCGGAAACGGAAAUGGAAAAGCAUAUUCAAAUGUUAUUGUUGUGAAUCAAAUUUAAAUUAUAUUCAAAUUAAAAACUUUAAAAGAAAGCGAUAAAAGAAAAAAAAAGUAAAAUCAUAUAGGCAAAUCAUCUUUGUUGAAGCAAAAGUAAUUAAAAGAAAAAAGUAAAUACAUUAAAUGGGAGAUGUAAUAAACGAAAGCUAAACUAAAACAAAGAUAUUCAUAAACUAUAUGCCACACGUAUUUGAUUGAUUGAUUGAUUGAGUUAACUAGCAAGAUUGCAUAUAAAUAGAUUUGUUAAUUGAGUGUUAAACAUGAAUAUAUAUAUAUAUAUAUAUAUAUGUAUAUUCCACUCUCAGCCUCUGUUCGAUAACCCAAAAAUUCUAUCGAUAAACGUUAAUCCAAAGCCCCCAAGUCCAACCAUUGCCAUUCCACACACACUGAAAGAAAAAACAACUACUCACGAAUUGAAUUAUAAUAGAGAAUAUGUAUAUUGUAUCCCUAAGAAGUCCCCAGAGCCCUCAUUCAUGUAUUGUAUGUUACAUUAUUUACCUACGUUUAAUUCUACAUAUAUUAUAUAUAUCGUCUAUAACAUAUGUAUUCUAUGUACAAUAAAAAAAAAGAAAAUGAAAAAAAGCCGAAACAA
Messenger RNA from Drosophila serrata, 5812 nucleotides. It is a transcript of the gene stnB, whose product is annotated as stoned B. Lineage: Eukaryota; Metazoa; Arthropoda; Insecta; Diptera; Drosophilidae. The record is from RefSeq and is a predicted model, not a curated record. Gene Ontology annotation, biological process: regulation of endocytosis; endocytosis.